Musca vetustissima is the source of this 1706-nucleotide messenger RNA. RefSeq names its product glucose-6-phosphate isomerase (gene Pgi). Gene Ontology annotation, biological process: glucose 6-phosphate metabolic process; gluconeogenesis; glycolytic process. Gene Ontology annotation, molecular function: glucose-6-phosphate isomerase activity; monosaccharide binding; carbohydrate derivative binding. The transcript has 5 exons. Lineage: Eukaryota; Metazoa; Arthropoda; Insecta; Diptera; Muscidae. The record is from RefSeq and is a predicted model, not a curated record. Gene Ontology annotation, cellular component: cytosol. The coding region runs from base 25 to 1704 and encodes 559 amino acids.
UAUCGGAAGAUAACCACUAGUAAAAUGGCUGGUCCACUACCAUUGCUAUCAACUGAAGCGGUUUACAAAAAAAUUGCCGACUAUUACAAAGAGAAUGGCGAAAAAAUUAAUAUAAAAAAUCUGUUUGAAAGUGAUCCUGAACGUUUCAAGAAAUUCAGUUUGCGCAUCAGCACACCCAAUGAUGGUGAUAUCUUACUCGAUUAUUCAAAAAAUCGUAUUACACCCGAAGUAUGGAAUCUACUUUUGGAAUUGGCCAAAGUCAGGCACGUUGCUGAGGCUCGUGACGCCAUGAUGUCUGGUCAGGCCAUUAACAUUACCGAGAAUCGUGCUGUAUUGCAUAUUGCCUUGCGCAAUCGCGGAGACGAAGCAAUUCUGGUCGAUGGCAAAGAUGUUAUGCCCGAUGUCCGUGCUGAAUUGACCCACAUGAAGGAGUUCACCAAUCAAGUCAUUUCGGGUGUAUGGCGUGGUUUCACGGGAAAACAAAUUACAGAUGUUGUUAAUAUUGGCAUUGGUGGUAGCGAUUUGGGUCCUCUGAUGGUCACUGAGGCUUUGAAGCCCUACUGCAAGGGCCUACGUUCCCACUUUGUCUCCAAUAUUGAUGGUACCCACAUGGCUGAGGUCUUGAAGAAGGUGAACUAUGAAACCACACUGUUUAUCAUUGCCUCGAAGACUUUUACCACACAAGAAACCAUAACAAAUGCCACAUCGGCCAAAAAUUGGCUACUAGAACAAACAAAAGAUCCCUCUGCUGUUGCUAAGCAUUUUGUGGCUUUGUCUACAAACAAGGAAAAGGUCACUGAAUUCGGUAUUGACAGCAAAAACAUGUUUGGUUUCUGGGAUUGGGUGGGAGGACGCUACUCCUUGUGGUCAGCCAUUGGUUUGUCAAUUUGCCUAUCGAUUGGCUUUGAACAUUUCGAGCAAUUGCUUGAAGGUGCCCAUUUCAUGGACAAGCAUUUCAAAAAUGCUCCCUUCGAACAAAAUGCCCCCGUCAUUCUGGCAAUGCUAGGCAUCUGGUAUUCGAAUUUCUACAAUGCUGAAACCCAUGCCAUUUUACCCUAUGACCAAUACUUGCACCGUUUCCCCGCCUACUUCCAACAAGGUGAUAUGGAAAGUAAUGGAAAGUUUGUUACCAAGACUGGCAGCAAGGUGGUCGACUACAACACCGGUCCAAUUAUCUGGGGCGAACCCGGCACAAAUGGCCAACACGCCUUCUAUCAACUCAUUCACCAGGGUACUCGUUUGAUUCCAUGCGAUUUCAUUGCUCCAGCUAAUACUCACAAUCCAAUUGCUGGUGGUGUCCAUCACAAAAUUUUGCUUGCCAACUUUUUGGCACAAACUGAGGCCCUGGCCUAUGGCAAGACUUCGGAACAGGCUAAGGCUGAACUUGAAAAGGCCGGCGUCAAGGGAGAAAAAUUGGAACAACUCUUGCCCCAUAAAGUAUUCACCGGCAACCGUCCCACCAACUCCAUUGUUGUUAAGAAAUUGACACCUUUCAUUUUGGGAGCUCUUAUUGCUAUGUAUGAACAUAAAAUCUUUACCCAAGGUAUUGUUUGGGACAUCAACUCAUUCGAUCAAUGGGGUGUUGAACUGGGAAAACAAUUGGCAAAGGCAAUUGAACCUGAAUUGGCCAACAAGGACCCGGUCUCUUCACACGACUCCUCCACCAAUGGUCUCAUCAAUUUCAUCAAAACCAAUUGGUCUUAAAU